This is a messenger RNA of Branchiostoma belcheri (Belcher's lancelet), 663 nucleotides long. RefSeq names its product dorsal-ventral patterning tolloid-like protein 1. The transcript has 5 exons. Lineage: Eukaryota; Metazoa; Chordata; Leptocardii; Amphioxiformes; Branchiostomatidae. The coding region runs from base 19 to 663 and encodes 214 amino acids. The record is from RefSeq and is a predicted model, not a curated record.
CCGCCCGGACGCGGCGUGAUGGCGGCACGACUUUUCACGGCUACGAUCAUCUGCGGGCUGAUGUUUACCACAGUAACCAGCGGCACCGGAUGUGGAGGGAACCUGACGGCUCCUUCUGGAGGCCCUGUGACGUCACCCAACUAUCCUGGUAACUAUGGCAACGAUGAGAACUGUGAGUGGUCGAUCACUGUACUAGAAGGAAGCAUCAUUCGCCUCACGUUUGAAAGCUUCCACACUGGGAAGGAUAGUGACUUUCUUACCAUCUAUGAUGGAGCCAGUGAUAAUGCUACAGUGUUACAAAGGUUAUCAGGUUACCAUCCGCAGAUCAUCCCCAUCAUCAGCACAUCUAACACGAUGUACUUGAGGUUUACAUCUAACUUCUUAGGAUCAAGUCAUGGGUUCCACUUCUUCUACACAACGACUCUCCAAGCAGACCCAACCAACAAGGACAGGUUUUACACCGACUUGCGCAGCCUAGUGCGGAACACCCCUGCAGGUGACAAGGUUAUUGCCCUUGGGGAUUUUAACACCAGAUCUAAGCUGGAAGGUUUGGACUGCCCUACAGACUCCUGCCCAGAAACACUCUGGGCUCAACUGAAAAAUGCCGUCCUGAAGUUCUCGGAGGAAGUCUUAGGUUUCUCUGGGAGGAAGAGCAAAGACUAG